This is a messenger RNA of Jatropha curcas, 2602 nucleotides long. RefSeq names its product ferric reduction oxidase 2. The record is from RefSeq and is a predicted model, not a curated record. Gene Ontology annotation, molecular function: ferric-chelate reductase activity. NCBI's taxonomy places the organism in Eukaryota, Viridiplantae, Streptophyta, Magnoliopsida, Malpighiales, Euphorbiaceae. Gene Ontology annotation, cellular component: plasma membrane.
AACAGUGCGCAGGCUUGAGCGUUUACUACUCUACUCCUGUCCAGAGUCCAUACUCCACUCCUUGUAUAUCUCUUUAUCCUGUGUUUGUCUGUGACUGAGGAGAACACCUGUAUUCGGAAAUGGUGAAAAGCUCUCCUCUAUCUCUUUCUCAAAAAGCAACUGAUAUGUUGGUAUCUGUCAUCAAACUCCUCUCAAUAAUUGUGUUACUGGGCUAUCUCAUUUUGUGGGUUUUGAUGCCAACUAAAAUAUACCGGCAUCAAUUAUUCCCUCGUGUCAGAAACAAACUCGAUUCUGCUUUCUUUGGCAUACAGGGUAUAAUGCUUUUGCUAUACUUUUUUCCGAUUCUCUUUGUUGCUGUCCUGGGUUGUGUUUAUCUCCAUCUGCUAAAGAAGAGAUCGAGUAACGAACAAUUCGAAAGCAUACCCACGCACUUCAACAAAUACAGCGGCAAUGGCAGAAAACAUGCAGUGGGGGCGUGGAAGAAGCCGAUGAUAGUCAAAGAUCCUUUAGGAAUCGUUUCAGGAAUAGAGUUGGCGUUCUUAAUAAUGUUCACUGCUCUUGUAAUUUGGUCUUUCGCAACUUAUUUACGCAACAGUUUCGCUACUAUCACUCCACAGUCAGCUGCCGAGAAUGGACAGAAAGUAUGGGAAGCGAAAUUGGAGAGCUCAGCCUUGAGACUAGCACUGGCAGGGAACAUGUGUCUGACGUUUCUUUUCUUUCCGGUGGCGCGUGGGUCGUCGGUGCUUCCACUAUUUGGACUGACGUUUGAAGGUAGCAUAAAGUAUCAUAUAUGGCUUGGGCAUAUGGUUAUGGCCUUCUUUACUGCCCAUGGACUUGGUUACAUUAUAUAUUGGGCUGUCACCAGUCAGAUUUCAGAGAUGAUGAAAUGGGGUAAAGCUGAGAUAUCGAAUGUGGCAGGCGAGGUAUCGUUGUUGGCUGGGCUGGGCCUGUGGGCAACGACAUUCCCAUGUAUAAGGCGAAAAAUAUUUGAGCUCUUUUUCUACACUCAUCAACUCUACAUUCUCUUCAUUGCUUUCUUUCUUCUUCAUGUUCCCAUUUCUUUCACCUGCAUUAUGCUCCCUGGAUUUUACCUUUUCUUGGUUGAUCGUUACCUGAGAUUCUUGCAAUCACGUCGAAGAGUUCGGGUAGUUUCAGCUCGGGUUUUGCCUUGCCAAACUUUAGAACUCAACUUCCCCAAAAGCCCAAGUUUGAGCUAUAAUCCAACAAGCAUUCUGUUUAUAAAUGUGCCUAGAAUUUCUAAGCUGCAAUGGCAUCCUUUUACUAUCAAUUCUAACAGCAACUUGGAACCAGAAGAGUUGAGUGUGGUGAUCAAAGGUGAAGGAAGUUGGUCUCAGAAACUCUAUCAAAUUCUUUCAUCGUCUAAUUCCUCCAUUGAUCACCUACAAGUUUCUGUUGAAGGACCUUAUGGACCUGCUUCAACUCAGUUUCUAAGGCACGACAGUCUUGUGAUGGUGAGUGGAGGCAGUGGGAUUACUCCUUUGAUAUCUAUAAUAAGGGAAGUACUCUUUGCAAGCACAACGGACAAAUGCAAGACUCCCCAAAUAACCCUAAUAUGCUCAUUCAAGAACUCUUUAGACCUCACCAUGUUAGACCUCCUACUUCCAAUAUCUGGUACUCCAUCUGCAUUUUCCAAUCUGCAGCUAAAAAUUGAAGCUUAUGUUACAAGAGAGAAAGAACCCACAAUCAAUAACUGGAAUCUGAUUCGAACUAUACGUUCCAAGCCAAAUUCAUUAAUAGGUGAACCUGUUUCUGCUGUUUUAGGCGGCAAAAGCUGGCUUUGGCUUGGAGCAAUAAUAUCAUCCUCUUUUAUCAUUUUUCUCAUCAUAAUUGGCCUGAUUACUCGCUAUUACAUUUAUCCAAUUGAUCACAACACCAAUGAAGUAUUCUCUUACUCUUUCCGAUCAUCUCUAAAUAUGUUAGUGAUAUGCAUAGGCAUAGCCAUGACAGCAAGUGCAGCUGUUUUAUGGAACAAGAGACUAAAUGCAAGAGAAGGAAACCGGAUUCAAAGCAAUCUAGGGCCAACACCAACUUUUUCACCUCAUAAUGGUGAGAGAGAAUUGGAAAGUCUUCCUCAUGAGUCUCUUCUACAGGCUAUUGAUGUGCACUACGGUGAAAGACCUGAUCUAAAGAGAAUUCUAUUUGAGUGCAAAAGCUCAAGUGUGGGAGUUCUUGUUUGUGGUCCGAAGAAGAUGAGACAUGAGGUUGCAACUAUAUGUUCAUCUAGAUCGGCAGAUAAUCUGCACUUUGAGUCCAUCAGCUUUAGCUGGUGAUCAGCUCAUCGUUGGAUGCUUGGCGUGUGCAAGAAAAAAUGCGAGGAAAAGACGAAUAUUUUUCCGUGACGGCUGUCUGCUAUCUGGGUUUUCGUUGGUUGUUAUAGCUGUCUACGCCUUUUAGCUUAGUUUUAGCGUUCUUUGUGGAUCGGAUGGGUUUAACGCUACCCAAUAUAAAUUUGUCUCCUGGGCUGGGCUGGGCUGGGCUCUAUGAAAUUGACCCAGAGAAGUAGAGUUUAGAAACUAAAAGAUUAUAAUUAUUAAUUAGUUAAUUAAUAUCAAUUAAAAUUACUCGGUUUAGUAGACAAAAA